This is a messenger RNA of Myotis davidii, 727 nucleotides long. It is a transcript of the gene EFCAB11, whose product is annotated as EF-hand calcium binding domain 11. Lineage: Eukaryota; Metazoa; Chordata; Mammalia; Chiroptera; Vespertilionidae. Gene Ontology annotation, molecular function: calcium ion binding. The transcript has 6 exons. The coding region runs from base 121 to 606 and encodes 161 amino acids. The record is from RefSeq and is a predicted model, not a curated record.
AAUGGGAGAAGACAUUGGAAGUGCCCGGCCACUUUCAGCUUCCAGGUCCGCAGUGUGCGCGGCGGGUGGUCUGCAGCUCGUCGGGGUCUGACUCCUGAGGCAGCUGCUUUGACGGUCGCGAUGUUUUUCUCCGACGUCGGGGCCCGGCCACGCACGUGGGAAGCCAGCCCGUCGGAACACAAGAAAUGGGUGGAAGUAUUCAAAGCAUGUGAUGAAGAUAACAAAGGCUAUCUAAGCAGAGAGGACUUCAAAGUUGCGGUUGUAAUGCUGUUUGGAUACAAGCCCUCCAAGAUAGAAGCCAAUGCUGUGAUGUCUUCAGUAAAUCCAAACACUUCCGGUCUAACACUCGAGGAGUUUUUAAACAUUAUAAGGAAGAAGAAGGAAGCUCAGAUAUAUCGGAAUGAAAUAAGACACAUCUUCACAGCUUUUGACAGGCACUAUCGCGGAUAUUUAACUUUGGAAGAUUUCCAAAAAGCGUUCAAGCAGGUGGCUCCCAAGUUACCAGAAAGGAUAGCGCUUGAGGUUUUCAGGGAAGUAGACCGAGACUCGGAUGGCCAUGUCAGCUUUAAAGACUUCGAAUAUGCCAUGAACUACGGACAGAAGUGAAGCCUGACGCCGUGAGGGGCUUUCGGCAACUUCCAGGGAGACCAAGAGAUUGUCGUGUAUUUAAAUGUCAACAUUCGCUCUGCGGUGCUGCAUGCUUGCGAUUAAACUCUUCCUCACGGUU